AUGCUGACAACGCUAACCUGGGUACGCAAUAACCUCAAUAACCUCAAGCCAGAAAAAUUUUACGAGAAAUUUAACUAUUCGUACACUUCACGGAAACAUGCCAAAGAGAAAUUACGAGAAUAUCUUACGGCAAUCAAAAAAGAGAAUAAUAUUAACAAGCGCAAGAAAACAAAGGACUUAUUAGAUGACUUUGAGUCAUACUGGUUACAAGUAGAAGCCUCACUCAGCAAGGUCAAUGACGAGGAAGAAGAUAUGGAUGAAUUUCAACCACCGCUAACAAGAGCUAGAAAGAGAGCCAGGAAGGAACUCAAAACCAGAGAAUCAGAUGAAAAAUUUCCUCAAGAAAACGAAGAGGAAGUGACAACAGAAGAGGGAUUAGAUAUAAAUUCUCUUGAAAAUUUACCUCAAGUAGAUGACGAGAAAGAAACCAUUUCGGAUAACAUUGUAACCAAGGAGUGGAAUUAUCAAAUAGAUGAUUUAAGAGCACCAGAUAAAAGUGAUUUUAUAAUGAAUGCAGUAGUUCGGGUCUUACGUCGCACAUUGCCAACAUUCAUUAAAGCCUUUUCACUUGAAGAGCAAAACCCGCUUUUCAAUGUUAAUACCAUAGAACAUGCUCACCUUAAUGCUUUCGUCCAUCCAUCUGGGUAUAUGACGGAUGCUGAUAAAUAUCAGCUCGUAUAUAUGGAAGGCUCCAGACAAGUGGUGAAGGAUAAAAAGGAAAUUGAUGAUGUCAAGAAAAUAACAAAAAAUUUAAAGUAUAUGUUAACGAAAAUUGUUGAAGAAACAAUCAAAAGUAGGCAACGAUUACCAAAGAAGUUGUAUGACAGAGUUUUCGCCUUAGAAUAUACUUAUAUUUUCUUGAUUAUUGUGUUACUGGUACGUGAUGUUACAGCAUCUUUUGAUAAUGCAAGAGCUGAGCAAAGACCAUCACGACUUUCAUUUGCGGAUGCUCUCCUUCGACUGGAAUCAUCAGUUUCACCACCAGACACAUUCGAAACAUCCGAAGUUAAACGGGUUAAAGAUGAUGUAAUAUAUUUUAAAAUAUUUUUAACUAAUACAAUAAUGAUUUGUAAGAAACCAAAAGUACUUGACGGUUUCAUUGGUGCAAUUGGAAAUACCCCCUUGAUACGUCUAAAAAAUAUAAGUAAAGAAACGGGUUCGGAAGUUCUUGGAAAAGCCGAAUUUAUGAAUCCCGGAGGUUCCGUAAAAGAUCGAGCUGCAUUGUAUGUGGUCAAAGAAGCAGAAGAGAAAGGCUUAAUUACUACUGGCGGAACUAUUGUAGAGGGUACAGCAGGUAAUACCGGAAUUGGUCUCGCUCACGUUUGCCGGGCUAAAGGAUAUGAUUGUGUAAUUUAUAUGCCAGAUACACAGAGUCAAGAAAAAAUUGAUUUACUAAGGAUGUUAGGAGCCGAAGUUUAUCCAGUUCCCGCUGUUCCAUUUGACGAUCCAAAUAAUUAUAAUCAUCAAGCUCGUCGUCAUGCUGAGAAAAUUCCUAAUGCUGUAUGGACAAAUCAAUUUGAUAAUGUUGCAAAUAGACGUGCCCAUUAUGAAACCACUGGACCAGAAAUUUGGGAACAAACUAAUGGUCAAAUAGAUGGUUUCACGUGUUCCACUGGUACAGGUGGAACUUUUGCAGGUGUAACUAGAUAUUUAAAAGAAAAAAAUCCCAACAUUAAAUCAUUCAUUGCUGAUCCACCAGGUUCUGUAUUAUAUAGUUAUUUUAAAAGUGGUGGUAAUUUAAUAGAACGUAAAGGAUCUUCAAUUACGGAAGGAAUUGGACAAGGUCGUGUUACUGAAAAUUUAAAGGAAGAAGUAAAUUCAGUAGAUGAUGCUUUAUAUAUUUCAGAUGAAAAAACUAUUGAAAUGUUAUAUAGAUUAUUGGAUGAAGAAGGUUUUUAUAUGGGAGCAUCAUCUGCAUUAAAUGUUGUUGCAGCCUAUGAAAUGGCAAAGAUAUUAGGUCCAGGAAAGACUAUUGUCACAGCUAUUUGUGAUGGUGCUUAUAGAUAUCAAACACGGUUAUUUAGUCGAAAAUGGUUAGAAAAAAAAUAUUUUAACACUGUUGAUAGCCUUGAAAGCCUUUACGUCGAAAGGCUAAAGGAAGCAGUAGCUAUACCAAGUGUAAGCGGGGAUGUUGCGUACCGCGAAAAUGUAUUCCAAAUGGGUCAAUGGCUCAUUGGAUUAUUCCAAAAAUUGGGUAUUAGUUAUGAAGCAAUUGACCUUGGAACACAAGUUUUAGAAAACAAAACUUUAAAACUUCCACCAGUUCUUUUGGGAACUUAUGGCAAUGAUCCAAAAAAAAAAACUAUUUUAGUAUAUGGACAUUAUGAUGUUCAACCUGCAUUAAUUGAGGAUGGUUGGAAUUCUCCACCAUUUGAAUUAGUUGAAACUGAUAAACAUCAAUUAAUUGGACGUGGUUCUAGUGAUGAUAAAGGACCUAUUAUAGGAUGGCUUAAUGCAAUUGAAGCACAUCAAAAAGCUGGAAUAGAAUUUCCUGUUAAUUUGAAGAUUUGUUUUGAAGAGAGUGGAUCAGAAGGACUUGAUGAAUUGGUUUUCAAAGAAGCUAAUAGAUAUUUUAAAGGUGUCGAUGCUGUUUGUAUUUCAGACAAUUAUUGGCUAGGUGUUAAGAAACCAUGUUUGACUUAUGGUUUACGCGGAAUAACUUAUUACAAAGUGGUGGUUUCAGGUCCAGGGAGAGAUCUUCACUCUGGGGUUUUUGGUGGAACAGUACAUGAACCUAUGACAGAUUUAAUUUCGUUAUUAAGUAAAUUAGUAACUCCGAGUGGUAAAAUUUUGAUUCCCGGAAUUAAUGAUGAUGAUGAAAAUAAAACUUAUGAAUCAAUUGAAUUUGAUUUGAAUGAAUAUCAUGAGGCUAUUGGAUCUAAAACAACUAUUCAUGAUGAUAAAAUUAAUACCUUACAACAUCGAUGGCGUUAUCCAUCAUGUUCAAUUCAUGGUAUUGAAGGUGCAUUUUCAGCAUCAGGAGCCAAAACUGUAUUACCUGCUAAAGUUCAAGGAAAAUUUUCGAUUCGAUUAGUUCCAAAUAUGGAUCCUGAACGGGUUAAUACCUUAGUUGAAAAAUAUUUAAAUGAAGAAUUUUCUAAAUUGAAAACUAGAAAUUCAUUAAAGAUUGAAAGUUUACAUGGAGCUAAAGCAUGGGUUGCUUCCCCAGAUCAUUGGAAUUAUGUUGCGGCUGCUAAAGCAGUUGAAAUGGUUUUCAAUGUUAAACCAGAUUAUACACGAGAAGGUGGAUCCAUUCCCGUUACUUUAACGUUUCAAGACGCGUUAGAUAAGAAUGUUCUUUUAUUGCCAAUGGGUCGAGGUGACGAUGGAGCUCACUCAACUAAUGAGAAACUUGAUCGUUCCAAUUAUAUUUCGGGUAUCAAAUUAUUUGGUGCAUAUUUACAUGAAAUUGCUGCUACCAAAAUUUAA
Molecule: messenger RNA, 3429 nt
Organism: Diversispora eburnea
Lineage: Eukaryota; Fungi; Glomeromycota; Glomeromycetes; Diversisporales; Diversisporaceae
Source: the annotation of a GenBank genome assembly